This is a messenger RNA of Lotus japonicus, 1266 nucleotides long. RefSeq lists its product as uncharacterized. The record is from RefSeq and is a predicted model, not a curated record. The transcript has a single exon. NCBI's taxonomy places the organism in Eukaryota, Viridiplantae, Streptophyta, Magnoliopsida, Fabales, Fabaceae. The coding region runs from base 26 to 604 and encodes 192 amino acids.
GUUUGGACGGUCGGCCUGCUGCCAGAUGUCGAUGGCGGAUUGGUUUUCGAUGGUCUCUCCCUCGAGGGGGAUCAAGUUUGAGUUGGUUGAUCGACAUGCCCCCACUGCUUGGGUGAUCGAUCUUAAGGAUCAUCGGGCGACAUAUCGGGGAAGGGUAAUGGAGGACCGAACUGAUGAGCGUGGACGUCUGACGAGAGGAGUUCUACGACGCAUGGAGCUGAGCUUCAACUUACCACCUUCGGUGCGCUGUGGACCGGGCACUGGCCAGAGACCACCUUCACAACCUUCACCUUCAUCUGACGAGGAGGAUCCAUCUGAGAUCGAGGCUGAUACUGAGGCACCUGUCGCGCCACUUCCUCCUACUGCUGUCGAUCCUACCGACGUUGUGUCGUCCUCGAGGCUCGUGGAGCCGAAGAGGGAGCCUUAUGUUCCAUCUGCCUCUCGUCGUUUUCCGUCUACUCCAUCACGUGGCUACCGCGUGGAACCCCUGGUGCGUGUGGUGGAGGAGGAUGUCCUUUUAGAGGAGGUAGAUGUUGAGAUGGGUUCGACUAGGGUCGUACGCAGGACAGUCAGGAGGAGGUUGUGGAUUUGGACGCGGAGAUAAUCAUGGUGGACUCCGACACUGACGUCGAUUGCUACUUCGCGAGCGACGAGGAGGAGGAGGAGGAGUAUUGAGCGGUACUGGAGGGUAGGUUUAGGCAGGAGUCAUAUUUUUAGUGUAGAGCUCUGAUUCGUUUUGUUUUGGAACAGGGUAGGUUCCCGACGCAUAGCUUUUUGUGUGGUUCUCUUGCUGGAGGAUCACAGAGAGUUAGUCGGACUGUAGGGUUCUUGUCUAGGUCAUUUUGGGGCUGACUUUCUUCUGGAGGAUUGUAAUUAUAACUUUAUCACUCACGUUUCUGGAUCUGUAAAUAUUUGCCUGUGGGCACACUACUUGAAGUCACUGCGAGUGCGCGUGACGUUGGAGUGCAGCUGAGGCUGUACCUGUUUAUAUGAUGUACAUCGGUUAGGUUUAAAUUGCGGGAUUAUGUCUUUAUCUUUAUGACGUUUUCAUUUCAACAAAAGAAACAAACGAAAAAAAAAUACCUGUUUUUCGCUUAAAGUUUAUUUUUAAGUUACUUAAGUGACACCUGAAAAUCGGGGUGUUACAGAUAGCUACCUAAAAAUCGGGGUGUUAUAGAUAGCUUGUAGCACUCGAGCGCCCGACAAUUAGCGCUCGAGCGCCCUGUCAACAGAAGCUCCAAUGUUUGGAAUAAGGGUGUUAGUGUU